Otolemur garnettii (small-eared galago) is the source of this 2178-nucleotide messenger RNA. RefSeq names its product neuralized E3 ubiquitin protein ligase 1 (gene NEURL1). Gene Ontology annotation, biological process: negative regulation of Notch signaling pathway; nervous system development. Gene Ontology annotation, molecular function: ubiquitin protein ligase activity. The record is from RefSeq and is a predicted model, not a curated record. Bases 409 to 2133 code for a protein of 574 amino acids. Gene Ontology annotation, cellular component: plasma membrane; postsynaptic density. The transcript is spliced from 6 exons. Lineage: Eukaryota; Metazoa; Chordata; Mammalia; Primates; Galagidae.
GAGCGCCCGCGCCUGGAGCCCUGACUCUAUGGCCCCCGGGGAGUGCGCCAGAGCCGCCGCGCCGCCCACCACCAGCCGGAACCCAAGCGCCAGCGGGAGGAGGAGGGGAGCCCCGGGCGCCACCGGCCCCGGCCCAGGGGCCCGCUUGCGGCCCCCGCCCCCGCUGCGGGGCAUGGGAGGCAGGUAGCCGGCUCGUGCUAGGACACCUGCGGCGGGCAGGACCCGCCUAGUACCGCGAAGCCCACAGCCCGGGAAGAGAGCAGCGGCCCGCCCGCCCCCGGCCGCAGCCCCACCAGGGCCCUCCCCUGGCGGCACGCACCCGUGCGCGCACACCCCGCACAGAAGACCUCCGCUCCCGCCCGGCCUCGCCGGCCUCCGCGAGCACAGAUCCCUUUGGGGCCUGAUGCCAUGGGUAACAACUUCUCCAGUAUCCCCUCUCUGCCCCGAGGAAACCCGAGCCGGGCACCGCGGGGCCACCCGCAGAACCUUAAAGACUCCAUCGGGGGCCCUUUCCCGGUCAACCCUCAUCGAUGCCACCACAAGCAGAAGCACUGCCUGCCGGUGCUGCCUGGUGGUGGCCUCCCGGCCACCCCGCUGCUCUUCCACCCGCACACCAAGGGCUCCCAGAUCCUCAUGGACCUCAGCCACAAGGCCGUCAAGAGGCAGGCCAGCUUCUGCAACGCCAUCACCUUCAGCAACCGCCCGGUCCUCAUCUACGAGCAAGUCAGGCUGAAGAUCACCAAGAAGCAGUGCUGCUGGAGCGGGGCCCUACGGCUGGGCUUCACCAGCAAGGACCCGUCCCGCAUCCACCCUGACUCGCUCCCCAAGUACGCCUGCCCUGACCUGGUGUCCCAGAGUGGUUUCUGGGCCAAGGCGCUGCCCGAGGAGUUUGCCAAUGAGGGCAACAUCAUCGCUUUCUGGGUGGACAAGAAGGGCCGUGUCUUCCACCGCAUCAACGACUCUGCCGUCAUGCUCUUCUUCAGUGGAGUCUGCACGGCGGACCCGCUGUGGGCCCUGGUGGAUGUCUAUGGCCUCACGCGGGGUGUCCAGCUGCUCGACAGCGAGCUGGUGCUCCCGGACUGCCUGCGGCCGCGCUCCUUCACCGCACUACGGAGGCCGUCGCUGCGGCGCGAGGCUGACGAGGCGCGUCUCUCGGUGAGCCUGUGCGACCUCAACCUGCCGGGCGCCGACGGCGACGAGGGGACGCCGGCCGCCGGCUGCCCCAUCCCGCAGAACUCGCUCAACUCGCAGCACAGCCGCGCGCUGCCGGCGCAGCUCGACGGCGACCUCCGCUUCCACGCGCUGCGCGCCGGCGCGCACGUCCGCAUCCUAGACGAGCAGACCGUGGCCCGCCUGGAGCACGGGCGCGAUGACCGCGCGCUCGUCUUCACCAGCCGGCCGGUGCGCGUGGCCGAGACCAUCUUCAUCAAGGUCACGCGCUCCGGCGGCGCUCGGCCGGGCGCGCUGUCGGUGGGCGUCACCACGUGCGACCCCAGCUCGCUGCGGCCGGCGGACCUGCCCUUCAGCCCCGAGGCCCUCGUGGACCGCAAGGAGUUCUGGGCCGUGUGCCGCGUGCCCGGGCCCCUGCACAGUGGCGACAUCCUGGGCCUGGUGGUCAACGCCGACGGGGAGCUGCACCUCAGCCACAACGGUGCGGCCGGCGGCAUGCAGCUGUGCGUGGACGCCUCGCAGCCACUCUGGAUGCUCUUCGGCCUGCACGGGGCUGUCACGCAGAUCCGCAUACUCGGUUCCACCAUCCUGGCAGAGCGGGGUGUCCCAUCACUUCCCUGUUCCCCUGCCUCCACACCAACCUCGCCCAGCGCCCUGGGCAGCCGCCUCUCCGACCCCUUGCUCAGCACAUGCAGCUCUGGACCUCUGGGGAGCUCUGCUGGUGGGACAACUCCCAACUCACCAGUAAGCCUGCCUGAGUCGCCAUUGACCCCAGGCCUGGGCCAGUGGAGCGAUGAGUGCACCAUCUGCUAUGAACACGCGGUGGAUACGGUCAUCUACACAUGUGGUCACAUGUGCCUCUGCUACGCCUGUGGCCUGCGUCUCAAGAAGGCCUUGCACGCCUGUUGCCCCAUCUGUCGCCGCCCCAUCAAGGACAUCAUCAAGACCUACCGCAGCUCCUAGCCCACGGUGGCGGCUCAUCCCGCACGCCCAGCAGGGCCCUUUCUC